Messenger RNA from Vicia villosa (hairy vetch), 465 nucleotides. Its product is annotated as transcription factor KUA1-like. NCBI's taxonomy places the organism in Eukaryota, Viridiplantae, Streptophyta, Magnoliopsida, Fabales, Fabaceae. Gene Ontology annotation, biological process: response to ethylene; response to gibberellin; response to auxin. The transcript has 2 exons. The record is from RefSeq and is a predicted model, not a curated record. The coding region runs from base 1 to 465 and encodes 154 amino acids. Gene Ontology annotation, molecular function: DNA binding.
AUGGAUGAAAAUUGGCUCAACAAUUUUUUUGCUUUUUGGGAAGUUAAUGGUAUGGAAGUUGAUGCUGAUUUGCCAACACACUUAAGUGAUGAUUUUAUUCCAAUCCACAAUGUUUCAGCUGAUGAGAACAAAACUCUUCCUCCUAAGAAUAAGCCAACCAAAAAAAUUCAACAUUGGAAUGAAGAAGAACACAGGUUAUUUUUGGAAGGGCUCCAAUUAUACGGCAAGGGAAAUUGGAAAAAGAUUUCAAAAUAUGUUGUUUCAAAAACAUCAACUCAAGUUGCUAGCCAUGCUCAAAAAUAUUUUAUCCGAAUUCAGCAAAACAAUAAUUUAUCAAAUAAGAAGAAAAGAAAAAGCAAAUUUGACAACAUUCCUUCGUACCCUAUUGAGAGCUUUAACUUCACCCACACACAACCAUUUAUAGAAGAAUUCCUACCACAAGAAUCUCAACAAAUCCAAGAAUAG